AUUUUCACUGAUGUUUCGAUGUCUGUAGACUUAAAUUACACAAUUGAAAAUGCUAAAAUGUGAUAUUAUUAUACGAUAAUAAUACGUUCUUAGGCCGAAAUGAAAUUGGUUCACAAAAAUGUGGAAAAAAAUGGAGAAGGGAGUGUUUCCCUUAUUCCCGAAGAAUCGGAGGAUAUGUGGCAUGCUUUUAAUUUAAUAUCUGAAGGCGACUCCGUUCGAGCAUCAACGAUAAGAAAGGUUCAGAAUGAAUCCGCAACAGGUUCUUCCACCAGCAACAGAGUUCGCACGAUUUUAACAAUUAGAGUAGAAAAUAUAGAUUUUGAUACUCAAGCUUGCAUGCUGCGACUUAAAGGUCGAAACAUUGAAGAAAAUCAAUAUGUCAAGAUGGGUGCUUAUCAUACUUUAGAUUUAGAACUAAAUCGAAAAUUUUCACUUCAUAAACAAUUAUGGGAUUCAGUUGCAUUAGAACGUGUGGAUUGUGCGUGUGAUAUAACACAAACAGCCGAUGUUGCAGCUGUGGUUAUGCAGGAAGGAUUAGCACAUGUUUGUUUAAUUACAUCAAGUAUGACUCUUAUAAGAAGCAAAAUUGACCAAAAUAUACCUCGAAAAAGAAAAGGCUUUGUGUCGCAACAUGAAACGGGUUUAGCAAAGUUCUAUGAAUCAGUUAUGCAAGCUAUUUUACGUCAUGUGAAUUUUGAAAUUGUGAAAUGUAUCUUGAUAGCAUCUCCUGGAUUUGUGAAAGAGCAGUUCUUUGAUUAUAUGUUCCAGAAAGCUGUCAAAUCUGACAUCAAAGUAUUAUUGGAAAAUAAAUCAAAGUUUAUGUUAAUUCAUGCUUCUUCAGGAUUUAAACAUUCUCUUAAAGAAGUACUUCAAGACCCUUCUGUUUUAUCUAGAAUUUCAGACACAAAAGCUUCAAGUGAAGUCAGGGCUUUAGAGAGUUUUUAUACCAUGUUGCAAUGUGAACCUGAUAAAGCAUUUUAUGGUAAAAAAGAUGUGCUUAGAGCUGCUGAAGCUCAGGCUAUUGAAACCCUUAUGAUAUCUGAUAAUUUGUUCAGAUGCCAAGACGUAGCAGCCAGGAAGCUGUAUGUCGGCCUUGUUGAUAAUGUUCGCGACUUUGGCGGAGAAGUCAAAAUAUUUUCAAGCAUGCAUGUUUCUGGUGAACAAUUAGAUCAAUUGACUGGUGUAGCAGCAAUUUUGAGAUUUCCUAUGCCUGAACUAGAAGAUUCUGAAGAUGACGACAAUGAAUCGGAUAAACGGUGAUUCAUACAAGAAAUAUACAUAGUUAUAUUUGUAUGUAAUUGUAC
Molecule: messenger RNA, 1304 nt
Organism: Ctenocephalides felis (cat flea)
Lineage: Eukaryota; Metazoa; Arthropoda; Insecta; Siphonaptera; Pulicidae
Product: protein pelota-like
Exons: 8
Coding region: 100-1260 (386 amino acids)
Biological process (GO): nuclear-transcribed mRNA catabolic process, non-stop decay; nonfunctional rRNA decay; RNA surveillance
Cellular component (GO): cytoplasm
Source: RefSeq, a predicted model, not a curated record